This is a messenger RNA of Rotaria sordida, 750 nucleotides long. The record is from the annotation of a GenBank genome assembly. Lineage: Eukaryota; Metazoa; Rotifera; Eurotatoria; Philodinida; Philodinidae.
AUGUCUACACAAGAUAUUCAUAAACUUUCAUCUGUAUUACGAUCAAUUGAAAUAAUUGAAGAAAAAACAAAUAUAUUACAGUCUGAAUAUACAACAUCAAUAAAUGAAAAUGAUAAUCUACAUCCAACAAUUAUUGAUGAUACAAAUAUUCAUUUACAAAUAUUUUUUCAACAUUUUGAACAAUUAUUACAAAUUGAUUUAAAAAAUCGAAUAUCAUUAUUAAAUAAUAAUAAUAAUAAACGAAAUUAUUGGAAUUUUUUUUCAGUUGCAUUAAAAGAAAGUAAAGCUUUAUAUGAUACCGUAUUAUAUGUUCUUAAUAGUCAAGAAGUAAAAACUUCUGUUGGUCGUGGACGUUUAUUUCUUCGUUUUUGUUUACAAAAUCAUCGUUUAGGUGAUGUUAUACAACAAAGUUUUAUGACGACAAAAAUUGUUAAUCAAUUUUAUAUUGAUGAAUCUUUUUGGACAGUACCAAAAUAUGUAGAUCGUAUUAUUCAAGCAUUAUAUCAAUUAAAUGAUCUUCGAUAUGAUCUUCUUUCAAAUUCACAAUAUCAACUUGAUGUUUGUUGGCCAACAACAGAAUCACUUGAAAAUCGUUCAAAAACAAUAUCGGAUCCUGUAUCAAGAAUGAGAACUAAUAGUGUAUCAAGUUUUUUAUCAAUGAAUAGUGUUGAUUCUCAAUCACACAUUUCAAUUGUCCCAGAGAUUUCAGCUUCAAUUCCAAUUACAGCAACAUUAUUUCGAGUAUUAUAA